AAGCCGUGCUCGUCGUAGUCGUCCUCAAGCCCAAGAUCAAAAAUGUCGAAGCGUACGUCCGCUGCGCCCUCGUCUCGAUGCCCUAUCUGACGAAGUUCUGCUCUUUUGUCGCCCGUCCUCCUCGAAUCCGUUAACUUGCAAUGUGAUCGGUGUCCUUCUCCCCUUCCUGUGCUCGAAUGCGCCAAUCGCUCCCUCCACAUCCACACCGACUCUAUGAACAACCCCAUACCCUUGAAAACCAUUGCAACGUCUAAUAACCCCAAUAUGUGACAUGACGCUGCGCCCAACCCACAGCGACCGGUUCCUCUGGAACGAAGUUCCGCCUCACCCUCGGUCUGCCCGUCGGCGCCGUGCUGAACUGCGCGGACAAUAGCGGCGCAAAGUCGCUCUUCAUCAUCGAGCCGUACGGCUUCGGCUCGCACCUCAACCGGCUGCCGGACGCUGGUGUCGGCGACAUGGUCGUCGCGUCCGUCAAGAAGGGUAAGCCCGAGUUGAGGAAGAAGACUAUGCCCGUGGUCGUCGUCCGCCAGCGCAAGGCAUGGCGGAGACGGGAUGGUGUCUUCCUGUACUUCGAGGACAACGCCGGUGUCAUCGUCAACCCCAAGGGUGAGAUGAAGGGCUCUGCGAUCACGGGCCCGGUCGCAAAAGAAUGCGCUGACUUGUGGCCGCGUAUCGCGUCCAACGCCGGUACCGUGGUUUGAGCGACGGCCUUCCUCCCUCUACUGCCCUCCAUAUCCACUCUGUACGCACAUAUGCCUCAUGUUGCACUAUGACUAUGAAGACAUCUCAAAAGCC
This is a messenger RNA of Schizophyllum commune H4-8, 795 nucleotides long. RefSeq names its product 60S ribosomal protein L23. The coding region runs from base 456 to 701 and encodes 81 amino acids. Lineage: Eukaryota; Fungi; Basidiomycota; Agaricomycetes; Agaricales; Schizophyllaceae. The transcript has 4 exons. Gene Ontology annotation, cellular component: cytosolic large ribosomal subunit; ribosome. The record is from RefSeq and is a predicted model, not a curated record. Gene Ontology annotation, molecular function: large ribosomal subunit rRNA binding; structural constituent of ribosome. Gene Ontology annotation, biological process: translation.